GGAUUGCUCCAAACAAAUGAGCGAGAUUGGGUUAUACCCAAAACCCGACAUAUAAAGGGAACUCCACCUCACCCAAAACUUCCCAGCAGUUUUCCAUUUUCAGUAUUUUCACUCCUUCAAUAUUCCCAAAAUAUCAAUCAAAUACUGAAACAUUCAUGAAUCAAUUUUCCAAGAUUACCACUAAUACCCAUUUAAGAAAUAAGGUUGGAAGUUUGAGAAGAUAUGCCACUCAAAGCUUAAAGAUUGAUGGUGUUAAAGAUAUUAUAGCUGUUGCUUCUGGUAAAGGUGGUGUUGGCAAAUCAACUACUGCUGUGAAUUUGGCUGUUUCAUUAGCCAAUAAGUGUCAACUUAGUGUUGGAUUGCUUGAUGCUGAUGUAUAUGGACCAUCGAUCCCUACGAUGAUGAAACUACACGGAAAGCCUGAAGUAAGUGCAGGUAAUAAAAUGAUUCCUAUUGAAAACCAUGGAGUCAAGUGUAUCUCAAUGGGAUCUCUUGUUGAGAAAGAUGCUCCGAUUGUAUGGAGGGGUCCUAUGGUGAUGAAAGCUCUUGAACAAAUGACUAGAGGAGUUGAGUGGGGGGAGUUAGAUAUCCUUGUGGUGGAUAUGCCACCUGGCACCGGUGAUGCUCAGAUUUCCAUGUCACAGAGGCUGCAAUUAUCAGGAGCUUUGAUUGUAUCAACUCCUCAAGAUGUUGCAUUAAUGGAUGCUCGAAGAGGAGUCAAAAUGUUUUCCAAAGUCUCGGUUCCAAUAUUGGGGCUUAUAGAGAACAUGAGCUACUUCAAGUGUCCACACUGCACCAAACAUUCAUACAUUUUUGGAAAAGGUGGUGCCCGUAAAACAGCCGAUGAAAUGGGAUUGGGAUUUGUUGGCGAAAUUCCUUUGGAGGAGGAGAUCAGAAGCGGGUCUGAUGAAGGUGUCCCUGUGGUUGUAUCUCAUCCAAAUUCUGCCGUUUCAAAAGCAUAUGGUGAUGUAGCUCAGAAAAUUAUUAGCAGACUCCAUGAAUUAGCAUCUGACCGACAGUUUAGACCUGAAAUAACCCUUUAAAAAGCACCAUUUGUUUGACUACCAGUUGUCCUAAUGUUUCCAUAUUUAUAAUUUACGAUAUAUGAGAGGUGAACACAUAGCAGGCAUUUUAAAAGUAGUUGAAGCGAAUAAAUUUUGGGAAUUUUUGCCUUGCUGAACUUUUUGUAGUUAGAGAUUUGAACCUAUAAAUUACACUGAAAAGGUCCUAAUCAUAGGACAAGAUCAGUUCGGCAGUAUUGUUAUCU
Molecule: messenger RNA, 1267 nt
Organism: Erigeron canadensis
Lineage: Eukaryota; Viridiplantae; Streptophyta; Magnoliopsida; Asterales; Asteraceae
Product: iron-sulfur protein NUBPL
Exons: 8
Coding region: 156-1043 (295 amino acids)
Biological process (GO): mitochondrial respiratory chain complex I assembly; iron-sulfur cluster assembly
Cellular component (GO): mitochondrion
Molecular function (GO): 4 iron, 4 sulfur cluster binding; ATP binding; ATP-dependent FeS chaperone activity
Source: RefSeq, a predicted model, not a curated record